AUGGCUACUAAUGUAUCUCAAUAUGACAGCAUUGCUGAGAAAUACGUUGAAGGUCAUCAAACGAAUUUUCUCGAAUCUGUCGAAUGUUAUACAGUUUAUCAUUGUUUACUCAAGCCAUUAUUAGAUGAGCAUGGAUUAUUAACAGGAAAACGUGUGCUCGAUUUAGGAUGUGGCCAAGGGCAUCAUACGCGACGAUUGAAAGCUUUAAAUUGUGAUUAUAUUCUUGGCGUUGAUAUCAGCUCAGAAAUGAUUAAACUCGCUCUCGAGGCUGAAAAUGAAAAUCCAAAAGGUCUCAACUACAUUGUUGCCGAUGUGAAAAAGCUUCCACUACCUGAAAAACCUUACGAUUUAGUUACCGCUUUCUAUUUGCUCAAUUUUGCUCGCACACGAGAAGAUCUUCUUGAAAUGGCACGUACUAUCUAUGCACAACUUGGUGAAAAUAAACGAUUUAUCGGUGUGACGGCAAACGUUGUUGGAGGUAAAGAUUCAUUCGACAAACGAAAAUAUGGUGUUGUCAGACAUGUUAACAUUCCUUUGGAUGAAGGUUUGAUACCAGAUGGGACAGAAGUAUUCGUUACUUUGUACAACAAGAAAAACGAACCGACAUGCACAUUUACAACCUAUUAUCUCUCACCCAACACUCAUGAACAAGUGUUUAAAGAAGUAGGCUUUAAAACUUUCGAAUGGGUACAUUAUCAAUGCGAUCCCGAUGUGCCCAAUAAGGCAUUCUACGACGAUUUAAUUAAAUGCGCUAAUGGAAUUGGUGUAAUAGCAACAAAAUAA
Rotaria sp. Silwood2 is the source of this 783-nucleotide messenger RNA. NCBI's taxonomy places the organism in Eukaryota, Metazoa, Rotifera, Eurotatoria, Philodinida, Philodinidae. The record is from the annotation of a GenBank genome assembly.